AUGAGGAUUUCAAUAUUACUACUAGCGUGGCUAGUACCGUUUACAGGCUGCCUGACAAAUCCAGGGCGUGACUUAGGAUACAACGUUCAGCCAUAUCCGCCAUUUUUACCGCCGCCACCGCCUCAGACCAGUCAACAUUGGUAUGGUUAUCCAUAUGCGUACUCACAUAACAAACGACCAACAACAUCGAUUAUACGUCUAUUGCUGGGCCAUCAUUCGCUGGGUCAUCAUUCUCUGGGCCAUCACCCUCUGGGACAUUAUGCUCCAGUCUGCGGUAUCUUAAAUGGUGCCUUUAAAACAUUUGUGAAUCUUAAUCAUUUCCUGGAAGCUGUAAGACGUGGAUAUGCUUUCAGAUUUUUCUGCAAGGGUCCCUGUCCCAAAUCAGUUACCUCAUGUUCAUCCAUUGAACUGAUAUGUGCCUUUGAUGGGAAGUUCACAAAAACCUUCAAGAAUACUUGUGAACUGCGUAAGGAUGAGUAUUUGACAGGGAGAGAAUGGAUUGUGGUUUCCGUUGGUCCCUGCUAUCACGACAUCACCGAUAUAACAACAAUAAAGCCACCACCAAUUAUACAAACAACUGGUGCAAUAGAUACAACGACCGAAGCAUUGUCAACUACCGAUACUUCUGAAACAACAGUUGUUUUUGAGACAACUACCGAUUCAGAUACGACACCUUACUCAACCACACCUACAUGGGAGGAUACAACUGAUGAAUCAACCCAUCCGACAUUUGAAACCACAACACCAACGACAGACACAACAUCUGAUUGGGAUUCAGGUGCAGGAGGAGGUGGAGAACAUAUCACAGACUCAACAACGACAUCCACACCCGAAACGUCAACACCUCCCGACACAGAGACCACUACAUUGCCGAGCUCCCAAACUACCAACCCUACACGUCCUCCGACGACACCACCAUCUGGUUCUCUGACAACAACCACAAUAGGACUUGAGGCUACUACUACGCCUACAACUUCUGGCUCUGAAACAACAACGCAAUCAGAUUCCGAAACUACAACUUCUUCUGGCUCUGGUACUACAACACCAUCAGGCUCUGAGACUACAACUCCGUCUGGCUCUGGUGCUACAACGCCAUCUGGUUCAGAGACUACACCACCAUGUGGCUCUGACACAACAAUACCAUGCGGAUCGGAGACUACAACUCCAUCUGACCCUGAAAAUACACCACCAUCAGGCUCUGAUACUACAACUCCUUCUGAAUCUGGCGCUACAACACCAUCCGUAUCAGAGACUACACAUCCAUCUGGCUCUGACACUACAACACCAUCAGGCUCUGAGACUACAACUCCUUCUGGCUCUGGUGCUACUACACCAUCAGGUUCAGAGACAACACCACCAUGUGGCUCUGGCACUACAACACCAUGCGGAUCGGAGACUACAACUCCAUCUGACUCUGCAACUACAACACCAUCUGGUUCAGAGACUACAACUCCAUCUGGCUCUGGCGCUACAACACCAUCUGGUUCAGAGACUACAACUCCAUCUGGCUCUGGCGCUACAACACCAUCAGGCUCUGAGACUACAACACCAUCAGGCUCUGAGACUACAACUCCUUCUGGAUCUGGCGCUACAACACCAUCCGUAUCUGAGACUACAGCUCCAUCUGGCUCUGAGACCACAACUACUUCUGACUCUGAAACUACAACACCAUCAGACUCUGAGACUACAACUCCUUCUGGCUCUGGUGCUACAACGCCAUCUGGUUCAGAGACUACACCACCAUGUGGCUCUGGAACUGCAACACCAUGCGGAACGGAGACUACAACUCCAUCUGACUCUGAAACUACAACACCAUCAGGCUCUGAGACUACAACUCCUUCUGGCUCUGGUGCUACAACGCCAUCUGGUUCAGAGACUACACCACCAUGUGGCUCUGGAACUGCAACACCAUGCGGAACGGAGACUACAACUCCAUCUGACUCUGAAACUACAACACCAUCAGGCUCUGAGAUUACAACUCCUUCUGGCUCUGGUGCUACAACGCCAUCUGGUUCAGAGACUACACCACCAUCUGGCUCUGGCACUACAACACCAUCCGGAUCUGAGACUACACCACCAUCUGGCACUACAACACCAUCCGGAUCUGAGACUACACCACCAUCUGGCUCUGAAACUACAACACCAUCAGGCUCUGAGACUACAACUCCUUCUGGCUCUGGUGCUACAACGCCAUCUGGUUCAGAGACUACACCACCAUGUGGCUCUGGAACUGCAACACCAUGCGGAACGGAGACUACAACUCCAUCUGACUCUGAAACUACAACUCCUUCUGACUCUGGAACUACAACACCAUCAGGCUCUGAGACUACAACUCCUUCUGGCUCUGGUGCUACAACGCCAUCUGGUUCAGAGACUACACCACCAUGUGGCUCUGGAACUGCUCUGGACUACAACUCCUUCUGGCUCUGGUGCUACAACGACCAUCUGGCUCUGGAACUGCAACACCAGAGACUACUACAACACCAUCUGGCUCUGAAACUACAACACCGUCAGGCUCUGAGACUACAACUCCUCCUGGUUCUGGUGCUACAACGCCAUCUGGUUCAGAGACUACACCGCCAUGUGGCUCAGGAACUGCAACACCUGACGGAACUACAACUACAACACCAUCAGGCUCUGAGACUACAACUCCUUCUGGCUCUGGUGCUACAACACCACCUGACUCUGAGACUACACCACCUCUGGUGGCAUCUGGAGACUACACCACAACACCAACACCCGGAUCUGAGACUACAACCACCAUCUGGCUCUGAAACUACAACACCAUCAGGCUCUGAGACUACAACUCCUUCUGGCUCUGGUGCUACAACGCCAUCUGGUUCAGAGACUACACCACCAUGUGGCUCUGGAACUGCAACACCAUGCGGAACGGAGACUACAACUCCAUCUGACUCUGAAACUACAACUCCUUCUGACUCUGGAACUACAACACCAUCAGGCUCUGAGACUACAACUCCUUCUGGCUCUGGUGCUACAACGCCAUCUGGUUCAGAGACUACACCAUCAUCUGGCUCUGGCACUACAACACCAUCCGCAUCUGAGACUUCACCACCAUCUGGCUCUGAAACUACAACACCAUCAGGCUCUGAGUUUACAACUCCUUCUGGCUCUGGUGCUACAACGCCAUCUGGUUCAGAGACUACACCACCAUGUGGCUCACUGCAACACCAUACUACAACACCAUCUGGCUCUGAAACUACAACACCAUCAGGCUCUGAGACUACAACUCCAGAGACUACACCACCAUGUGGCUCUGGAACUGCAACACCAUGCGGAACAGAGACUACAACACCAUCUGGUUCAGAGACUACAACUCCAUCUGACUCUGAAACUACAACUCCAUCUGGCUCUGAAACUACAACACCAUCAGGCUCUGAGUUUACAACUCCUUCUGGCUCUGGUGCUACAACGCCGUCUGGUUCAGAGACUACACCACCAUCUGGCUCUGGAACUACAACACCACCAGGCUCUGAGGCUACAACGCCAUCUGGUUCACUACCACCAUGUGGCUCUGGAACUUCAACACCAUGCGGAACGGAGGCUACACCACCAUCUGGCUCUGAAACUACAACACCAUCAGGCUCUGAGACUACAACUCCUUCUGGCUCUGGUGCUACAACGCCAUCUGGUUCAGAGACUACACCACCAUCUGGCUCUGGCACUACAACACCAUCCGGAUCUGAGACUACACCACCAUCUGGCUCUGAAACUACAACACCAUCAGGCUCUGAGAUUACAACUCCUUCUGGCUCUGGUGCUACAACGCCAUCUGGUUCAGAGACUACACCACCAUGUGGCUCUGGAACUGCAACACCAUGCGGAACGGAGACUACAACUCCAUCUGAAACUACAACACCAUCAGGCUCUGGAACUACAACACCACCAGGCUCUGAGGCUACAACUCCUUCUGGCUCUGGUGCUACAACGCCAUCUGGUUCAGAGACUUCACCACCAUGCUCUGAGACUACAACUCCUCCUGGCUCUGGUGCUACAACGCCAUCUGGUUCAGAGACUACACCACCAUGUGGCUCUGGAACUGCAACACCAUGCGGAACAGAGACUACAACUCCAUCUGACUCUGAAACUACAACUCCUUCGGGCUCUGGUGCUACAACGCCAUCUGGUUCAGAGACUACAACUCCUUCUGUCUCUGAGACCACAACGCCAUCUGGUUCAGAGACUACACCACCAUCUGGCUCUGAAACUACAACACCAUCAGGCUCUGAGAUUACAACUCCUUCUGGCUCUGGUGCUACAACGCCAUCUGGUUCAGAGACUACACCACCAUCUGGCUCUGAAACUACAACACCAUCAGGCUCUGAGACUACAACUCCUUCUGGCUCUGGUGCUACAACGCCAUCUGGUUCAGAGACUACACCACCAUGUGGCUCUGGAACUGCAACACCAUGCUCUGAGAUUACAACUCCUUCUGGCUCUGGUGCUACAACGCCAUCUGGUUCAGAGACUACACCACCAUCUGGCUCUGGCACUACAACACCAUCCGGAUCUGAGACUACACCAUCAUCUGGCUCAGAAACUACAACACCAUCAGGUUCUGAGACUACAACUCCUUCGGGCUCUGGUGCUACAACGCCAUCUGGUUCAGAGACUACACCACCAUGUGGCUCUGGAACUUCAACACCAUGCGGAGGCUCUGAGACUACAACUCCUUCUGGCUCUGGUGCUACAACGCCAUCUGGUUCAGAGACUACACCAUCAUCUGGCUCUGGCACUACAACACCAUCCGCAUCUGAGACUACACCACCAUCUGGCUCUGAAACUACAACACCAUCAGGCUCUGAGACUACAACUCCUUCUGGCUCUGGUGCUACAACACCAUCUGGUUCAGAGACUACACCACCAUCUGGCUCUGGCACUACAACACCAUCCGCAUCUGAGACUACACCACCAUCUGGCUCUGAAACUACAACACCAUCAGGCUCUGAGACUACAAUUCCUUCUGGCUCUGGUGGUACAACGCCAUCUGGCUCAGAGACUACACCACCAUGUGGCUCUGGAACUUCAACACCAUGCGGAACGGAGGCUACAACUCCAUCUGACUCUGAAACUACAACUCCUUCUGACUCUGGAACUACAACACCAUCAGGCUCUGAGACUACAACUCCUUCGGGCUCUGGUGCUACAACGCCAUCUGGUUCAGAGACUACACCACCAUGUGGCUCUGGAACUUCAACACCAUGCGGAACGGAGGCUACAACUCCAUCUGACUCUGAAACUACAACUCCUUCUGACUCUGGAACUACAACACCAUCAGGCUCUGAGACUACAACUCCUUCUGGCUCUGAAACUACAACACCAUCAGGCUCUGAGGCUACAACUCCUUCGGGCUCUGGUGGUACAACGCCAUCUGGCUCAGAGACUACACCACCAUGUGGCUCUGGAACUUCAACACCAUGCGGUACGGAGGCUACAACUCCAUCUGACUCUGAAACUACAACUCCUUCUGACUCUGGAACUACAACACCAUCAGGCUUUGAGACUACAACUCCUUCUGCCUCUGAAACUACAACACCAUCAGGCUCUGAGACUACAACUCCUUCUGGCUUUGGUGCUACAUCGCCAUCUGGUUCAGAGACUACACCAUCAUCUGGCUCUGGCACUACAACACCAUCCGCAUCUGAGACUACACCACCAUCUGACUCUGAAACUACAACACCAUCAGGCUCUGAGACUCCAACUCCUUCUGGACCGGGUACCACCACGCCAUCCGGAUCUGAAACUACAACUCAUUCGGACUCAGAAACUACACCGCCAUCCGGAUCUGAGACAACAACUCCUUCCGACACUACAUCCCCGGCAGGCUCUGGCACCACAACGGCAUCCGGAUCUGAGACUACAACAAUUACUGCCGCUCCGACUACCACACCUGUUGAUUCUCAUACUACUACACCGUUUGACGCUGAGACUACAACCCCUCCUAGUUCUGAAACAACACCACCUUCUAGUUCUGAUACUACACCAGAUGUUGGAACAGAAACUACCGAAACUGCGACUACACCACCAAGUUUGGAUUUGACAACAACAGCAAAACCACCCGCGGAAACAACAACCACAGCCACUGAUGUGACAACUCCUUGGAAAACGACUGAUUCCGGUGCAGCAGAUGAUACACAAACACCUUUGCUGCCGACCGUUCCAACCGAUACAUCAACUCCUACGUCUGCAACGGAGACAACAACAGAGACUGACUUUGAUUCAGGAUCCGAUCAACAGACAGGAACACCUCCAGUGCCUGGAUCCACAGAUGCGCCACUUCCACCAUGUAAUCCAAAUAUAACAGCAAAACCAAUUUGUCCGCCACCACCAAAACCUAGCCCUUGCCCACCAGCUGGCAUAGUAUCUACUCCAUAUCCCCUGAACCACUGGCUCUCCAAGUUAAAUCAAACAUCCGCAAUAUUGUCGAUUAGAACUAAUCUGGGCAAUAAAUACGGUACCUAUGUCGAAGGAAAUGUGCAAAAUCGUGGAAUUAUAAUAACUCAAGGUACAGAUGGCGCCAAAAGAAAAUCGACCAAGAACAUGUCGAAAUUGGUUGAACUUUUUAAAGCCAUGCAUGAGCAGAAACGACGAGCGACUUAA
This is a messenger RNA of Musca vetustissima, 6618 nucleotides long. Its product is annotated as mucin-2-like. NCBI's taxonomy places the organism in Eukaryota, Metazoa, Arthropoda, Insecta, Diptera, Muscidae. The transcript is spliced from 9 exons. The record is from RefSeq and is a predicted model, not a curated record. The coding region runs from base 1 to 6618 and encodes 2205 amino acids.